Molecule: messenger RNA, 5658 nt
Organism: Spodoptera exigua (beet armyworm)
Lineage: Eukaryota; Metazoa; Arthropoda; Insecta; Lepidoptera; Noctuidae
Source: the annotation of a GenBank genome assembly
AUUCAACAUAAUUAUCAAAAAAACAUAGAUUGUGUUCAUUUCAUAAUCGUUCCGUUCCGUCUCAGCCUGCCAUUCGUAUUGUACCUAGUAAAUUCGUUCGUUCGUAUGGUAUGAUUCGUGAUUCGUCUGUCUGCGCUGAUUUCUGUGUGAUUCAUGAGUUGUACAGAAAUUGUUAUUCUUAUUUCCGUGCCUGAAUAUUUUUCACUUUUUCAAAGUGCAAAAUGGGAGGAUACUAAUAGUAAUGACAUAUUGCUCCUUCGACUUAUUACUAAAAUAGUUCGUUGAACCGAAAGGGAAAAGAUGGAGAAUAACUUGAGCCGUAGUGGCAGCCGAUCGAGCUCCGUAUGUGAGCUGGAAAAGGACUUUAGCGACAUGGAAAUUAUGAAAACUAGGACGAACCGACGUAACGUACUGCUCCGAACGCCAGCCGCGCGGAAAGCAAAACGAGUCAGAUUUUUUAGAAAUGGUGAUAAAUUUUAUUCAGGUGUUAUAAUUCCAGUCUUGCCAGAGAGAUACAGGUCUUUUGAUAGUCUUACAGCAGAUCUAACAAGGGUUUUAGUUGACAAUGUAACUUUGCCAAGUGGUGUCAGAGCAAUAUAUUCACUUGAGGGUAGAAAAAUAGGCAAACUGGAUGAUCUAGAAGAUGGGCAAUCAUAUGUCUGUAGCGGAUUUGGUGAACCCUUUAAACGUCUAGAUUAUGAAGCCAGUGCAGUGACCCCUCAAUCUUUCAGACUCAGUGGCCCAGAGUCUUUGAGUGAUAGCUCAAGUCCAUCCCCAGCUCGGGCUAACAACAGAUUGUCCCGAUAUUUGCAGGCAAAUGGUAGUAGUACUACCGGCAACGGGACAGCAAGAGUAAGCCCUGCUGGAGACAAUGUUGUAAGACCACGCAUAGUUACUAUUAUACGUAAUGGAGUGAAACCACGAAAGGUGUGCAGAUUGUUACUCAACAAACGCAACAGCCCUACUUUGGAACAUGCACUUGCUGCUAUAACAGAAUGUGUAAAACUAGACACAGGUUGUGUCCGUAAGGUGUUCACAAGAACAGGAUCUGUUGUCACAGCAUUGAAUCAAUUCUUUGAAGUUGAAGAUGUGUUCUUUGCGUAUGGAAAUGAGAGGGUUAACCAAGAGGAUUUUGAAUUGGAAUUUGAAGAAAAUAAGGCUGUGCUACAGUGUAGAAAAACUCCUAUAUCAAGAAAUUCAAGGACUGGCCCAAAACCGCGUAUGCCAGUGAAAGCGGGUGGUGGCGCAGCUCGAGCGGCCAGUGAGGCAGGUGCAGGCGCAAGCGGCGACGUUUCUGACGAGUCGACAGCCCCCUUACUACCACAACCUCUAAGACUCAAGUACAGCGUCGGCAGAAUCAUAGGUGACGGCAACUUCGCUGUUGUACGGAUAUGUAAAGACAAGACCACUGGAAAGGAAUAUGCCCUCAAAGUUAUUGAUAAAGCCAAGUGUAAGGGCAAGGAGCACUAUGUGGAAGCUGAGGUUCGAGUGAUGAGGAAGCUGUGUCAUCCACGAAUUGUAUCUCUAAUCGAAGAACAGGAUAGUCCUGAGUGGCUCUUCCUUGUAAUGGAAUUAGUCAGUGGUGGAGACUUGUUUGAUAGUAUCGCGGCCGCUUCCAAAUUCUCUGAGCCCCAAGCGCGUUUGCUAAUCGGCCACUUAACAUCUGCUAUCGCAUAUCUACACUCGCUUUCUAUAGUGCAUCGUGACAUCAAACCCGAAAAUCUAUUGGUGGAAGUGGGUUUGGACGGCAGCAUACGCGGCCUGAAGCUGGCUGACUUUGGUCUGGCAGUUGAAGUGUGGCGACCACUCCACGCGGUCUGUGGCACUCCUACAUAUGUAGCACCUGAAAUACUACUUGAGACUGGAUAUGGAUUAAAGAUUGAUGUUUGGGCGGCUGGCGUGAUUUUAUACAUAUUGUUAUGUGGAUUCCCUCCUUUCUCAUCUCCCGACGGUGAUCAAGAGAAGUUGUUCGAUGCGAUCUUGUCGGCUCGGUUAGAGUUUCCCGCCCCGCACUGGGAGCGCGUGUCUGCGGGCGCCAUCGACCUAGUCGCCAACAUGUUGCGCCCACAGCCAGAGCUGCGCUUUGCUGCAGAGGACGUACUCGACCACGCCUGGAUGGCGGAUGAUUAUGACGAAAGCUGCGACUUCCGCACGUGGUAUGAUGAAGACUCUUCAUAGCUGGGCGAGUCACGCCGUGAAUCGAUGUCGGCGCCCUUGUGACGACGCGUUACCGGCCAAGCAGAGUCUUGAACUUAUUUGAAUCUACGCUACGGCUUUAGCGUUUAGUGCUGUUCUAAUCACAGCGAUGUAUGCCUUUCGAUAUGUUAACACCAAUACCAAAGUUAUUAUUUAACAUAUUUUACUUAAAAAUACUGCAUGCAUAAAUAGUUUGUGUAUUUAUAUAUUGUUUGGUGCGAACUCCGGUGCAGUAUUAUUGUUUUUUGGUUUUGAACUAUUGUGUUAUCUUAUGUUGUAAGACAAAUUCUUAAAAUGAUUUCAUUUCAGCGAAAUAUAGUAUGGGUAGGAUACAUGUGUCUCUCUUUGUAUAAGACCAGCUAUUUUCUGCAAAAUAUAUCGGUCUUUGUUGUAUAGUUGAUAGCAUACGGCUUAAUAAAUUGUAAUGUAACUAUACAUUUGGCGGAGUUUACGCAAACCUAAAUGCGCUGUUCAACUCCUUUGUUUUCUGCGUCGAUGUCAGCCAGUGAGUACAAUAUUUCGCUUUUUGAAUGAAACUGACAAUUCUGAAGAUCUCUAGAUUUCUCUUACCGCUUUAUUAGCUAUUCAGUUUUAGAUUUAAAGAAAUUAUAAUAUUUAUAACGGAUAUUUUUAUUUAACGAUAACAUUCUGUAAUAUACGAGUAAUAUAUCUUAUUUAAUUAUUUGAAUGAAUUCAUAUUUACAAAUGUAGAGCGCAAGGUAAUUGUAAUGUUUUUUUUUUGUAUAAUAUGAAUUGCUUGUAGGCAUAUAUUUAAUGCUAUUGCUUCUAUCAUUAUAUCUUAAUCAUAUCAUUCACUUCUCGAUUAAAACAUUCCCCUCUUGUAGAAAGAAAUCAACAGUGGACACAGAUGAAUGUAAUCACUUAUGUAUUAUAUGAAUAUUAAACCGCAAAAAUGGUGCUAGCGACAGCGAUAACAUUUUUAUAUAAAUGUAGUUAAGUCUAUUAUAAACAUGUCCUUGAACACAAAUAAAUCAAUUAAUUAAAUAUUUUACUUGUUGUGGAGGACAACGCCUUUUUGGUAUUUAUCUCUUAUCAAAUAAUAAUGAUAUUUCUAUAAGAAAUGUCACAUACAAUCUAGCCAUUAAAUUUGGAAGAUUAAAAACGAUUGGUAAUAGGAAGUUAGUGAAAUGAGAGUAGAAAUCAAAUAUAAUGUAGGACAUGAUGGGAAAUUAAAUAAUAUCCUUAUUCAAUGUGUUUAUUGUAGGUAUUGAAACAAUAUUGGUCCCUGUUGCAGCACAACAUGUAUCAUGAAAACAGUUUUAGCUUUUUACAUCAGCACAUGCUUGGCGUUAUAGAAGCUGGAGCUUAUUUUAAAUUAGAUAAGUGCCAAAUUCAUUUCAUUACUGCAUAAAUAUUUAUCAUAAUUCACGCAGGUCGCAGCAAUCAAUGUUCCUCUCGAAUAUAUGUUUUUUUUAAUAUCAAAUAAGUUAUUUUUCAUAGUGUUAAUAUAUCACUGAGCAACACCAAAUGCAAACCACAUUAGACUGAAUACAUUCCUCCACAGUAUGACGAUAUGACACUAAAGCUUUUCAUCACAAGAGUAUUGAAAUAUAAAUAUCUCGGUACUUGGUGAUAAAUCUGUGUAUGUUUCCAUUUUGUAUUUGGUGGUGUUUGUAAUCCACACUUUUAUGAAAUUUUAUAAAGAAAUUUACUGUCGUGAUUUAUACAUGAUCAGACUUGCCUAGAUAGGUACCCCAAUUUUUAAAAAGGACUUAUUACUAAAGUUGUAAAUGAGAAAUACACAAAAAGAUAUUAAAAUGUGUCUACAAAUAAAAUAUCAGUCGAUUUCAUUGCAUGUCAGUCAUAGUGAUUCAUAAAAUUUUAUAAUGCAUUUAGACAUGAUAUGUUCAUUGAGUAAAUGAGAGAAAUAAAUUUAUAAAAAAUACAGUGUUUAUUUUAUUUACAUUUAAAUUCAUUUCUUUAGGUACCUAUAUAACAAUAACAUUAUUUAAGGACAUAGCCACUUAACAAGAACCCACUUGAUGCAUUCAUUGUAACUUCUGGAUGAGUUCUAUCAGGCAACACCUGAUAAUUUCUCAUCCAGUUACAUGUCAGUUUUAGAGCAGCAACAUUGCUUUGCAUUUUUAACUGCAUGUACAGCUGCUGUAAUGGCUCUGCAACAUUAUAGUAGAUCACAAAUGGUCUGCCAGGUUUAACAAAACUCACUAAUUCAUUAAAGAUAUUUUGUGGAUCCUCUUUGGAUGCUAUUACUAAGGAAUCCAUCUUAUUUUGCAAGAUUUCUGAGGCAGCUAUGUUAUCAAAAUGCCAUUUUGGCUUUUUAUUUUCUCUUGGAGGAUCCUGAACAUUUGUAUUAUCAUUUUCUAAUGAUUCAUUCUCAUUAUCUUGCUUAAUUUUCUUGGAUGGACAAUCUUCAGAGUUAGUCUCAUGUUUUCUCUUCAUUGAUGUUUGCUCUGUGCCUUCUGCUUUUUCUUCUCGAGUUGCAGAAUUAUUUGUAUCACAGCCUUGAUAGAAUUGCCUAAGUGCUGAGUAUACAUUAACAGAAACACAUCUACUUAGCUGUUCUUCAGGAAAAUUCAUAGCUAACAAUGCUUGUUUUUGUGACAUGUUACCAGGAUGCAUGUGUACUAGUUUACCAGUGGUAUUCUCUCCAAUAGCACUCAAUAAUGCAGCAGCCACUAACCCAUUAGAACCAGAGUCAUACAACAGGUGGUUUCCCUCACAGUGGAUAUUUACCAUUGUAAUAAUUUGUGAUAGUGUGUCGAUCCUUAAGUUCUGAAUUUUAUUAGGCUCUAAUUUGUACAUAAUUUCACUUAUUAUUCUUAAAUUAGGUUUUAAUAUUUGAAAAUAUUCAAAAUAUUUUUUUUCUUUUUUCCUCAAAUACUUAUCUUGAGAAAAUUCUGUUUUGUUAUGAAAUGUGUUUGAAUUGCUGAUUAAAGUUUCCACAAUAUCUGAUGCUUUAUUAGAAUCACUUUUGAGUGUUUCAAUGUCAGCUGCUGAUAACUUUUGUGACCGUCCAUCAUCAAGUAUGUUUCUAUUAUCAUUACCAGAUACUUUUAUAUCAAUCUCGUCUGUUAACUUUACAGCUCCCUCUGCUAACUCAACUGUAAAUUCCCUUUUCUUCUUAUUAUAUUUAGGAAUCAAUUUGAAUACUGAAAAGUAUGGGCAGCCAGCCAGUCCAUCUAAAUAAAUAGUAUCUUUUCCUAAGUUUAUAGUGGAAUCUGAUUUAUUAAAUUUGUGCAGCUUUUUAUAGUUAUGCUUCUGUAUAACAAUAUAGUCACCAAUUUUAAUUUCGUUCGACAUGCUGCGGUUAUUUAGAGGUUAGGUUAUGUUAUUGAUUUCACUUUAACGUGGAUUCUGGGUCAGUAACCCCUAAUACGAAAAAAUAUUUAUAAUUUUACUGUAUUCGCUCCAAGUAAGAAAUGAAAAUGGGAAUGGGCUUAAUAAUUAUCGCUGUAACAAGCACCAUUCUACGUACAAUAC